Molecule: messenger RNA, 894 nt
Organism: Linum trigynum
Lineage: Eukaryota; Viridiplantae; Streptophyta; Magnoliopsida; Malpighiales; Linaceae
Source: the annotation of a GenBank genome assembly
AUGGCAGUUCUUUCACCAGCUUCAUUUGUCACCAAAGGCCCUUCAUCUUCCAGUUCCUCUUCCUCGCCCUUUCCUGCCAGAGCUUCAUUCCUGAGAGCCCAAUCUAUUUCUGGUUCUGAGCAGACCAAUUUGAGAUCGUCAUCUGCUUCCAAGAGCAUGUCAGAGUUCAAAUUGAAAGUUGCAAAGAACUCCACGGGGAUGACUAAGGAACGUGAAAGUGAUGAUACAGCGACUCUUACCAGUAAAAAUUUAUUUGAUGAUCUGAAAGAACGAUUCCUGAGUUUCAAGAAGCAUACAUAUUUAGAGAACAUUGAACAUUAUGAAAGUCUUGCCAAGGGUCAAGCACCUAAGUUUAUGGUGAUCGCCUGUGGAGACUCCAGGGUUUGUCCCUCUAACAUUCUGGGAUUUCAGCCUGGGGAAGCUUUUGUAGUCCGUAACGUGGCAAAUCUGGUGCCCCAUUUUGAGAGUGGUCCAUCUGAGACUAAGGCAGCCUUGGAAUUUGCUGUAAACGUUCUCAAGGUUCAGAACAUCUUAGUUGUUGGCCACAGUCGAUGUGGAGGUAUCCGUGCUCUAAUGAGUAUGCAUGAUGAUGUUGAAACAAGUAGCUUCAUUGGUAGUUGGGUUUCUGUUGGAAUGAAUGCACGCAAAAGAACAAAGGCCGAUGCUUCUAAUCUCAACUUCGAUCAGCAGUGUAGACACUGUGAAAAGGAAUCAGUAAGCUGUACAUUGACAAACCUUCUAACUUAUCCAUGGAUAGAAGAGAAAGCGAAGGGUGGAGAACUCUCCAUCCAUGGUGGCUAUUAUGAUUUCGUAGACUGUACAUUUGAGAGGUGGACACUGGACUACAAGGAAGAUGGUGAAGUUUCUGUAAAGGAUCGGUCCUUCUGGUGCUAA